AAAUCAUCUCAGUCUAGCAGCUGACCCGAAUGAUAACCCCUACAGCCAUAGAAUCAUUUAAUCGCGGUGUAAAUAAGCUUGGCAUUCGCUAGUAAGGUCCAGUUUCACGAGAAGUUUUGUCAUGCGGUGCUGCGUUGCCUUUGUUUGGCUGCUGUUGGCCCUGACCGCUGUCCUGACUCAUGCGUCACAUUACACGCGGGAUGAGAGUAACGAAGAUUCCAAGACCGAAUUCAACUUGGCCUCCACUUUCAAAGGCGGAAUUACCAGCAGUCGUCAUCAUGAGCGUGCUAAACUUAACUCGCAAUUAUAUCCAGAUCUAAGGCAGCAAUCAAGUGGGUCAGUUGAUAUUGAUGAGCCGUCUGCUCAUGAGAACGGCGGCAGUGGCAUCGAUCUACGCGCUGGACCGUAUGGAACUGCUGUAAGAAAUCCACAGCCACAGCCGAAUGGCUUUUCAAAUUAUCCCGCACCAGUUGGACAACCACAGACAGCUGAGAUUCCCAGAUAUGCAGCGAAUGGAAAUCCGCAAGUGCUGCCUCGUCCUGGAGUCAAUCCGUCAGGCGUAUAUCCAAGUUAUGGAAAUCAACAACCUGUAUACCCUGUACUGCCUGCUUACCCGUAUCCAGGACAAUACUUACCACAGUAUCCAUCCUAUCCACCUUAUCCAAACUAUGGACCAAACGUGCCUGUAAUAACGCAUCCAGGCGCGCCACCCAUAAGCUAUCAGAAUCAGCAAAAUUAUGCACCACAAGCGGCACCAGGACAACGUGAUCGUUGGGAUCGCAGCUUCAGAAUGAAAACUGAGUACACGGAAGAUGGAGUACACAAGGGACCAUUCAGCGUUCUGAACAAUCACGGCUCGCAGGGCUAUGGCAGUGGUUUUGGAGGCGGCUAUAAUGGCGCAUUCAACAGGCCAGGUUACUGAAAAGCUAAACGCUAGAAAGAUUAUAAGUUAUGGUCAUAAGUUAGGUGUAAGCUAACCUCACCGUGUCAGGUUUAAGAAGAGCAGCAGCUGCUCGACCGAAUCUGUUUUAAUAAACUUGAUUUUUUGCCCACA
Drosophila mojavensis is the source of this 1054-nucleotide messenger RNA. RefSeq names its product P30 adhesin. The record is from RefSeq and is a predicted model, not a curated record. NCBI's taxonomy places the organism in Eukaryota, Metazoa, Arthropoda, Insecta, Diptera, Drosophilidae. The transcript has a single exon. Bases 122 to 922 code for a protein of 266 amino acids.